AUGGGCGCUGGCCAGUCCACUGCCUCCAAGGUCCCACCCAGGGCGCUGCACGUUCUACGCGUAACCCCGUCAUCACCAGCCUCGCAGACCAGCAUCGAGCCCUACUUUGAUUUCGUCGUCGGCUUCAAGGAUGAGAACCCCGCGUCGAACAAUAUCGACGCUACAGAGCUCGAGCGCAUAGUUGAGGCUCACGAGGGCCGCUCACUCGGCCUGCUGGUGUGGAACAGCAAGAGCCAGAACGUCCGUGAUGUGCCCAUUGUGCCGUCACGAACAUGGAGCAUGCCGUACGCCACGCCCGACCCGAAAGAGCCCGACACGGCGGAACACAAGCCGUCUCUGCUCGGGUUGAGCAUGCGCAUGUGCGAGCCCGAGUCUGCGAUGGAGAACGUGUGGCAUGUGCUCGACGUGCUUGAAGGAAGCCCAGCGGAGAGCGCUGGUCUCGUGCCAUAUGGGGACUGGAUCAUCGGCUGGUCAGGUGGCGUGCUCAGUACCGAGGGAGACUUUUACGAAGUCGUCGAGGCACAUAUCGACAAACCCUUGCGUGUCUUUGUUUACUCUUACGAUUUUGAUAACAUCCGAGAGGUUGUACUUGUGCCGAACAGACACUGGGGUGGCGAAGGACUCCUAGGCUGUGUAUUUGGUUUCGGCCUGCUGCACCGCAUACCU
Molecule: messenger RNA, 666 nt
Organism: Phanerochaete carnosa HHB-10118-sp
Lineage: Eukaryota; Fungi; Basidiomycota; Agaricomycetes; Polyporales; Phanerochaetaceae
Exons: 5
Biological process (GO): Golgi organization
Cellular component (GO): Golgi apparatus
Molecular function (GO): protein binding
Source: RefSeq, a predicted model, not a curated record